CACGUGCUGUCGUGACGUAGCGCCUGGAUGCACACUCGGGCCAAUCACGUCACGAUCGCGAACAGGCUCGUGCAGAUGUCUCUCUGUCAAUUCAAUCAAUGCUCCAGUUGCUUGCCAGCCACAGCAUUUCAUUUCCUCUUCAUCCUCCCACACGCGACUGUCUUCACAAAACUGUUUUCCGCUCUCUCUCGCCACCCAACUCUUCCUCCGAGACGCCUCCGACGUCGAUUCGAGCCUGUUGACACGACGGAGAAGCGCUUAAUCGGAACACUGGACGACAUUCGCAGAACCCACGCGGCGCUCAACACUCCUCGCCCGACCAGACCGACCAUAAUCUCAGUCUUCUCUCCAACCUAAGCACUCGCAGCAGCAUUGCAAACGGUACAAUGCCUCCGCGAAGCAGACAUACGAAAUCAGCCAGCAUUGGCUCCAGUGUCGGCGACACCAGCGGCGCAGAUACCACGCUCAAUGGCGCAAUGCUUCCCCCCGCGACACCUGGCUCAUCGACAUCCUCCCCCUUGACGGCGCGCAAACCACUUAUAUCGCAACAGACAACCCUCCCACAGCAACAGCAGCAGGAUGCGCAGAAGCCCGUCGUGGAGAUCCCCUCGCCAUCAGAGCUUCUGCCCAGCAAGAAAACCACCCGCAAGGCCGCAGAAGCAGGCAAAUUCACCCUCACACUGGUGCUCAGCGCGCUUUUGGAAGGAGUCUUCCACACUGCGACGGCGUAUGUGAUACCCGGCGAUUUGGCAUUGGUGUCACGACGGCCGGACACGGCGGCUGUGGUGGGGUUGUUGGGGUGGAAAAUCGUGAAGCUGGCUCUAUACUGGGUUCGAAAUUUCGAUGCAUAUGAUGUGGCCAGCAUCGAACUACUGCUAUAUACCCCGCAAAGCAUCCUCUUGGGGCUAUUCUACCAGAUCAGCCCGCUGACACUGGCGGCGACCACGGCGUCUCACGUCCUCGGCAACGGCAUCCCAUACUACUUCCUGCGGCCUCUUUCGCCCGGCCACAAGCCGGGAUCCGCACCAAAAGGAAGUCUGCGCAACCGGCCGAUCCUGACGGAUCCGUUCACGGCGAUCGCAAUCUCUGUGCUGGCGACUUCUGUCUUCGCAGUUCUCUUGCAAGCCUCGUUCGCGACCUUUCUCCCCGAAUGGCUGGUCGUCCACUUCGUCGGGCUGGUCACCAUGGAGCCUGCGCAUCGUGGCCCGUCUGGAUUCCCUACUCUGCUCCUCACUCUGUUGCCUGCCGGCGUGGCGUUGAUGGAAUUUCUGUUCGCCCCGUCAACGGCAGCUGGUAACGUGCCCGUGCCGCCAUCCGAGGUCUUCGACCCGGCCACCGCCUCGUUUCUGCAACAUGUCUCUUACAACGCUUGGGGCUGGUAUACUGCCCGCCAGAAAGCGCUUAUCGCCCGCACCACCCUGUUGGCUGUCCUGGUCGUCACCGAGUCUGUCGUCCAGCUUGUCGGCGGCGUUGCGGGCGUCGAAGUUCCUGGUGCAGUCGGGUAUGCUGGGGUUUGGGGUCUAGGUGUCGUCAUUCUAGGCGCUGUCUUGAACUGGGUCGGCGGGCCGAGCGAUUAGAAUGGAUAACAUAACAUCACGGCCAAAAGAGGUUCAAGUUGACCUCUUGUGGGCGGAGCUAGAAUGGACUGAACUGAGCCGGGCUGAACUGGAGCGUCGCCGUGAUGUGACGUAUUGUGAUGGUGAUAGAGAGGGCACACCAAAUGUCCAGCUGAGUCCGCCAGUGUGGCCAGACCAGCGGCAUGCGAUCAGUUUUGCAUUUCGGGGGCCGCUGUAGUAUUGGUAUUACUUUGCUUGUCCCGUCUUAUAUUUUUGCAUUCUGCAGUGCAUCGUUUUUGCAGUAUGGCCAACAGUAGUAAAGUGCAGUAUGUGGUAAAAGGUGAUAAAAGAACCACCGAAAAAAGAAUCAAAUGAAUAAACAAACAAACAAACAAACAACAAAGGCCUCUUUUGUUGUUUCAAGAGCAAAGUACCUGUUGUGGUGGCCUGCAGCCCAAGGAGUAUUAGUCUGAUAUACUACUACUAUUGGGCAAUUAAUAGUCCGAUUGAUUAGAAGAUUGUGAGAAAUCCUUCGCAUUAUUAAAGGAAAAGGAAUA
Molecule: messenger RNA, 2113 nt
Organism: Exophiala dermatitidis NIH/UT8656
Lineage: Eukaryota; Fungi; Ascomycota; Eurotiomycetes; Chaetothyriales; Herpotrichiellaceae
Exons: 2
Coding region: 387-1577 (396 amino acids)
Source: RefSeq, a predicted model, not a curated record